UACUUUUAGUUCUCUCACUUUACAGGUAAAUCGCGCUGCGAUUGUAAACAAUGACGACAAUGAGCGACAGCGAUGACGACCAGCCGCAACUGAGCUCGAGUACCCUUGCCGCGCUACAGGAAUUCCUAAAGGAGAAAGAGGAGCGAGAGAACUUGCUGAAACGUAUAUCCGAGGAAGAUCGGAUACUACCAGAUACUCCCUUCGACGAGGACUGGCAAUUGAGUCAAUUUUGGUACAAUGACGAUACGAUAGAGACUUUUGUCAGAGGUGCCUUAAAUUCCACCCCGGCGAAGGGAAAGAUCGCUCUGGUAUCUUGUCCAACUCUCUACAGCAAAUUGAAGAAAGAAUGCGGUGAACGGCAAGUUACCCUGUUUGAGUAUGACAGCCGUUUCAAGAUAUUUGGCAAGGAUUUUAUACAGUAUGACUACAAGUUUCCUCUGGAUGUUCCCCGGGACAUGUCCAGCCAGUUCGAUUUGGUUAUAGCUGACCCACCGUUCCUCUCGGAGGAGUGUCUAACCAAGACGGCGGUGACGGUGAAGUUUUUGACCAAGAAGAAUAUCGUGCUCUGCACAGGUGCCGUUAUGGCGGAACUGGCGGAGAGGCUGUUGGACGUUAGAAAAUGUGAUUUUAUUCCAGGUCACAAAAACAAUUUAGCUAAUGAAUUUUACUGCUAUUCGAAUUUUGACUUCGACAAAACUCUAAAAGAGUGAACAGUAUUAGAGACGGUAUUGAACAAAGA
Temnothorax curvispinosus is the source of this 739-nucleotide messenger RNA. Its product is annotated as EEF1A lysine methyltransferase 1. Lineage: Eukaryota; Metazoa; Arthropoda; Insecta; Hymenoptera; Formicidae. Gene Ontology annotation, biological process: methylation. Bases 51 to 710 code for a protein of 219 amino acids. The transcript is spliced from 4 exons. The record is from RefSeq and is a predicted model, not a curated record. Gene Ontology annotation, molecular function: nucleic acid binding; protein-lysine N-methyltransferase activity.